AUGGGAGUCUGGGAGAUCAUUUCUUUGGUGGUCUACGGGGCAACCAUCCUCUUGGGAUUGCCCUCCAAUAUCCUGGCCCUUUACAUCUUCUAUUGCCGUGCCAGGGUCCGCUUGACCCCCAACCUCAUCUACAUGAUCAACCUUUGCCUCUCUGACUUGGUCUUCAUCCUUUUCCUACCUCUUAAGAUGCUGGAAAAAGGAAAGAUGGACUGGACGGUGCCAGGUUUCCUGUGUCCCCUUUACAACCUGAUCCAUUUCGGCACAAUUUACACCAGCGCCCUUUUCCUAACGGCGGUGAGUGCAGGGCGGUUUUUGGGAGCCGUUUAUCCCCUCCAUUACCAAGCUUACAAGAAGCCGUGCUACUCCUGCCUGGUUUCUGUGGGCAUCUGGGCCUUGGUGGGAUUCCACGGUGUCCUCCUCGUUGCUCUCGAGAACUCCAGGGGCACCAACUCCAGCCUUUUCGCUGGGAACAGCUCUUCCUGCUACCGCAACUUCAGCGCAGACCAGCUGGCUUUAUUGGCCCCUGUGCGCCUGGAGCUCUCCGUGGUCCUGUUCUUUCUCCCCUUGCUCAUCACAGCUUUUUGCUACGCCGGAUGCAUCCGUGUCCUGGUUGGAUCGCAUCUCCAUCUGCGGAAGAAACGCCGUGCUGUACGGGUGGCCGUGGCCACUUUGUCUGUUUUUGUCCUCUGUUUCGGCCCUUAUAACAUAUCCCACAUCGUAGGCUUCGUCUAUGGGGAGGACGUUUGGUGGCGCACUGUGGCUCUGCUUCCAACGGCGUGCAACGCUUUUCUGGAUCCCCUCAUCUUCUACUUCCUCUCCUCUGCCAUGGACGAUGGAAUUGUUCAAGUCUGGCGCUCGCUGAGAGAUAAAUGUAGCUCCAUCCGGAUGAAGAUUGUCUUGGCUCAUGGGAAAGCAAAGACCCAACAGGGAGAUGGUGGUGUUGCCUGA
This is a messenger RNA of Thamnophis elegans (Western terrestrial garter snake), 948 nucleotides long. RefSeq names its product G-protein coupled receptor 42-like. Gene Ontology annotation, biological process: positive regulation of insulin secretion; response to fatty acid; G protein-coupled receptor signaling pathway. The record is from RefSeq and is a predicted model, not a curated record. Bases 1 to 948 code for a protein of 315 amino acids. Gene Ontology annotation, molecular function: bioactive lipid receptor activity. Lineage: Eukaryota; Metazoa; Chordata; Lepidosauria; Squamata; Natricidae. The transcript has a single exon. Gene Ontology annotation, cellular component: plasma membrane.